CUUUGCAGGAAGGGAUUUGCUGUUUCUAUUUUCUAUGUACAGCUGCAGUAAAUUGACUGUAAAGUGACAGCUGCAUGUCCUCUUGAGUGCAGGUGAUGUCACAGCAGACUUUAGUGCAGAUGAUGGGUCACUUCAUGUGUGUCCUUUUCAGACUGAUCUCCCAGAGUACUACCAGCCAUGGAUGAGCAUCGCCAUGGACCUCCCCCACCUGAUCCAAACUCAUCAGGUCUGGGACAGGGUCCAUAAGAUGCCACUGUUGAGCAUCACGCAUCUCGAGGGGCACAGAGAACAGAGGAUGGCACACCUGGCACUGGGCUUCAUCACCAUGGGCUAUGUGUGGCAGGAAGGAGAGCACCAGCCAGUCAAGACGCUCCCCAGGCAGCUGGCUGAGCCGUACUGCAGAGUGUCGGAGGCCUUGGACAUGCCGCCCAUCCUGCUCUAUGCAGACUGUGUGCUGGCUAACUGGAAGCUGAGGGAUCCUGCAGGCCCGUUCGAAAUUGAGAACCUGGACACCAUAUUCAAGUUUCCUGGGGAAGAAUCAUGCAGGGGCUUCUUCCUGGUCUCCCUGCUGGUGGAACAGGCUGCAUGCACAGGGAUGGAGGGAAUUGCCAUGGCGAUGAACUCCAUGCUGACCCAGGACAAUCGUGGUGUGCAUGAUGGCCUAGAGAUGAUGAACAAAUCUCUGGAGGAGAUGAAGAAGAUGUUCGGACUCAUGCGCAAACAUGUGGAGCCCAAUGUCUUUUAUGGCACACUGCGGAUCUUCUUUACUGGGUAA
This is a messenger RNA of Paramormyrops kingsleyae, 775 nucleotides long. The record is from RefSeq and is a predicted model, not a curated record. NCBI's taxonomy places the organism in Eukaryota, Metazoa, Chordata, Actinopteri, Osteoglossiformes, Mormyridae.